UCUGCCAGCAGAGGCACGAGGCUCCCAAGAAGAUGGGCGACUGGGGUUUCCUGGAGAAACUGUUGGACCAAGUCCAGGAGCACUCAACUGUGAUCGGGAAGAUCUGGCUCACCGUGCUCUUCAUCUUCCGCAUCCUCAUCCUGGGCUUGGCCGGGGAGUCCGUGUGGGGGGACGAGCAGUCAGAUUUCGUGUGCAACACCAAGCAGCCAGGCUGCACCAACGUCUGCUAUGAUAAAGCCUUCCCCAUCUCCCAUAUCCGCUACUGGGUGCUCCAGUUCCUCUUUGUCAGCACCCCAACCCUGAUUUACCUCGGCCACGUUGUCUAUCUCUCCCGGAAGGAGGAGAAGCUGAAGCAACAGGAGAGCGAGCUUCGGGCUAUCCACAGCAAGGACCCGAAGAUCGAGCAGGCCCUGGCAGCCGUGGAGAAGAAGAUGUCUAAGAUCUAUAUGACGGAGGAUGGGCGGCUCAAGAUUCGAGGGGCGCUGAUGUGGACGUACAUCAUCAGUGUGAUCUGCAAGAGCAUCUUUGAGGCUGGCUUCCUCAUUGGCCAGUGGUACCUGUACGGCUUCUCCAUGGUGCCCCGCUACGUGUGCAAGAGGGACCCCUGCCCCCAUCAGGUGGACUGCUUCAUCUCCCGCCCCACUGAGAAGAGCAUCUUCAUCAUCUUCAUGCUGGUGAUGGGCCUGAUCUCCUUAAUCCUGAACCUCCUGGAGCUUUUCCACCUCUGCUGCAAGAACCUGCUUAGCAAUGUCAAGAAGGUGUCUGUGCCGGCCGUCCCGAGCCGGGACACCUUUGCUGAUGACAUGGUCUCGGGUCCCUACCCACCCAAGCACUACCCUUUCCUGCCCAUGGCCGACAGCCACACACCGCCCUACCAGGCCUACAACAAGCUCUCCAGCGAGCAGAACUGGGCCAACUUCCACAACGAGGAGAACCUGGCACUGGGCAGUGGCAGCAGGCCCCUGUCGGACCCCUACGCCCCCAGGGCUGCUGAAGCCGCCGCCCCGGAGGAGAAGCUGUGCAGCCGUCCUGGGAGCUCAGCCUCCAAAAAGCAGUAUGUCUAGUGCCGGGCUGGCCCCGGCUGGCCGGGGUGACCUUCCUCGGUCCCUCGUGCCUGCAAAGGUGCUGGCCACGGGCAGGCAGCUGCCUCCUGCCUGGUGCUGUGCCAUAUGGACAGGCCGCCCUCCAGAGGCUGUGCCCGCGGAGACCUGCCUGCCCCUGGGAUGUGAUGCUCAGGAGCAGGGCUGAGCACUGCCCUGGAGCGGAGCCUCCGCUCUCUCCUGUUUUCUCCACAGACCCUGCAAGGAAGGAAACUGCAGAAAGUUCCCCGGGACGGCAUGUCCUGCAUGCUUCGCCGUGGGAAAGGGAGAAAUCCCUGGGACCAUGCAGCUGGGAACAGGCUGUCCCCAGGGCCGCAGCGAGAGCCUGCUGCCUGUCGGGAGCCAUGGCUCAGCCGGACCCCGGAGCUUGCUGGAGCCCCCGCCGGCGUGAGAGCUGGGCGUGUGGCCGUGGGAAGCUGCUCGCCUCCAGUCUCCAUGCGGAGCAGGCUG
Messenger RNA from Aptenodytes forsteri (emperor penguin), 1550 nucleotides. It is a transcript of the gene GJA4, whose product is annotated as gap junction protein alpha 4. Gene Ontology annotation, cellular component: connexin complex. The transcript has a single exon. Gene Ontology annotation, biological process: cell communication. Bases 33 to 1064 code for a protein of 343 amino acids. The record is from RefSeq and is a predicted model, not a curated record. NCBI's taxonomy places the organism in Eukaryota, Metazoa, Chordata, Aves, Sphenisciformes, Spheniscidae.